AAGUGGGCCACCAUAUCUAGGAGCUACAGUCUAUACUCGGAAACCCAAAAGAGAGGAUAAACAUUUAAAGACCGCCACCCCGGGACCUGAAGGAUGGACUUUUCUAUGGGUGCUGGAGCAGCAGCAUACAAUGAAAAAUCAGGUAGGAUUACCUCACUCUCACUCUUGUUUCAGAAAGUCUUUGCUCAGAUCUUUCCUCAGUGGAGAAAGGGGAAUACAGAAGGAGAAUGUCUCCCCUACAAGUGCGCAGAGACUGAUGCUCUUGGAGAAACCUAUGCUCAGCAAAUUCCCAUUAAUCACAAUAACUUCAAAAUUUUAAAAAACAAUGAGAGUCAGCUGCGUAAAGUCCUCCGGACUAAAUUUGACUGUGUCUCCACCUUGGUCUCUCCAGGCCUAGAAGGCAACAACAAAUCCCAGCAAGUGUUCAAAAAAGUGCUGUCUCCUGGACUAGAGUUAUCUGUCUGGAAGGGUGACCUCACCAGACAUGCUGUUGAUGUUGUGGUAAAUGCAGCCAAUGAAGACCUUGAACAUGGGGGAGGCCUGGCCCUGGCCCUGGUGAAAGCUGGUGGCCCUGAAAUCCAAGAAGAGAGCAGAAAAUAUGUUGCCAAUUAUGGUAAAAUACCAACUGGUGAGAUUGCUAUCACUGGAGCAGGGAGGCUUCCCUGCAAAAAGAUCAUUCAUGCUGUCGGGCCUCGGUGGAAGUCAUUCGAUCCACAAGGCUGUAUCAGUAAACUGCGGCUGGCCAUUUUGAAUAUUCUGGAUUAUAUCUGUGGCAGUAGAUGCAUUGAAACAGUAGCAAUUCCAGCCCUGAGCUCUGGGAUUUUCCAGUUUCCUCUGGUUCUGUGUACAGAGACCAUUGUAGAAACUAUCCUGUUAUAUUUGCAAGAUAAAAAUAUAGCUGGUAGUUUGAAAGAAAUUCACCUGGUGAGCAAUGAGGAGCCUACUGUUGCUGCCUUUAAACUUUCUUCAGAAGCCCUUCUAGGGAGGAAUGAGCUGGGACCAUGGUUGAGUCAAGAAUCCACCCUUCCUUCUAAUACAAUAGUCAUGAAUACCCUGACUCUCCACAUUGUCCAGGGCCAAAUUGAACUGCAGAAGACAGAUGUAAUUGUUAAUUCUGUAAACCCAGCGGAUAUUAGAGUUGGACCUGUGGCGGGAUCCAUUCUACAACAAGCAGGAGCUGAAAUGGAACGGGAAUUUAUUGACAAAAAGGCUAAAUUGCUUCUCGAUUCCCAGUUCAUACUGGUCACAAAAGGAUUUAAUUUGUGUUGUCAAUACGUAUAUCAUGUACUGUGGCAUGCUGAUCCUAAAUUUCUGUUUCUUCUACAGACAUUGAAAAAUGCGAUGAAGCAGUGUUUGGAAACAUGCAUUGAACUAAAUAUAACUUCCAUUUCUUUCCCUGCACUUGGGACUGGAAGUAUGAGUAUAGGGAAGCAAACAGCAGCAGAGAUUAUGUUUGAUGAAGUUUUAAUAUUUGCCAAAGACCAUCCAAAAAAACAAUUAACCAUAAGGUUUGUGAUCUUUCCAACAGAUCUGGAGACAUAUAAGGUGUUCAGUGCUGAAAUGGUAAAGAAGACCAAAAUGCUGGGUCUUCACAAUCAUAAUGGUCCCCAGUCGACCAGAGUGGAGAAAAGAGAAAAUGGGUUUGAAGCUAAGUCUCCUGCCAUCAAGCUGACAGGAUUCAACAAGGAAAAGCUAUGUGAGGCCCAUGCGUGGAUCCAAAGAAUACUGAGCCUCCAGGAUUGCCACACCAUUGAAAAUAAUAAUAUUCUGUACCUUGGGAAAAAGGAACAUGACAUUUUGUCUCAGUUUCAGGAAACCUUUAGUGUCUCCAUCUCAGAAAUUACCAGCCUGGGAAAGACAAGUUUAGAGAUUAAAGGAGCCCAGGCUAACCUCACUGAGGUUGUUAUGAACAUUGAAAAUAUGCUGUGUGAAGUACAGGAGGAAGUGGCAAGAAAAAAGGAGCAAGAACUUUGGAGAUUUUUAGGACAAUGGACUGAUCAGCAACCUAAAACCCCAGAUGAAAUGAAAGAAAGGAUCAUGUUUCUGAGGAGUCCAGUGACUUUAACUCAAGAAUAUCACGAUCAAAAGAGAGAGUUUGAAAAAUGUGGUUUGCAGGUUAUAAAGACAGAGAAGAUAGAAAAUAAGGCUCUUAUGGCUGCCUUCCAAAGAAAGAAGAAAAUAAUGGCAGGAGGAUCGCACAAGGAACCCGUGAGCCACGUGCUGUUUCAGCAAGUGCCAUACCAGUUCUGCGAUUUGGUAUGCAGAGUUGGCUUUCAAAGAACGUAUGCAGAGCCCUGCGACCCAAAAUAUGGAGUUGGCAUUUACUUCACCAAGAGCCUCAAAAACCUAGCAGACAAGGUCAAGAAAACCUCUGCCACACAUAAGAUGAUCUAUGUGUUUGAGGCCGAAGUACUCAUAGGCUCCUUCUGCCAGGGUCAUCACUUAAGUAUUAUCCCCCCACCAUUGAGUCCUGGAGCCAUAGAUGGUCAUGACAGUGUAGUUGACAAUGUCUCCAAACCUGAAACCUUCGUAAUUUUUAGUGGCAUGCAGGCUAUUCCCAGAUAUUUGUGGACUUGCACCCAAGAUCAUGUUCGGUCACAGAAUUACUUAUCAGGACCAUUGAUACCCUUUUCACAGAAGCCUUGAGGAAACUUCACAAGUGGCAGCCCUGUUGAUUAAUCUUCAUAUCAUCUUAACAACUGGCAUGGCCUUACUUGAGGGCACUAACCAAAUAACGACCAUCACUGGCUCAAAAAAUGGUUUGAAUAUAUCAGAUGGGUUAUCUGUAUAGACUGACUGGGUUACUGAAGGUACCAACCACAUACUAGCAUCUUAAUGCCUUCAUCUUUAUUUCUUGGAGUUGGGGGCAUAGGUACCAACUAAAACACUUUUAAGACCA
This is a messenger RNA of Carlito syrichta (Philippine tarsier), 2899 nucleotides long. RefSeq names its product poly(ADP-ribose) polymerase family member 9 (gene PARP9). Gene Ontology annotation, biological process: positive regulation of type II interferon-mediated signaling pathway; negative regulation of gene expression. Gene Ontology annotation, molecular function: transcription corepressor activity; NAD+ poly-ADP-ribosyltransferase activity; ubiquitin-like protein ligase binding. The record is from RefSeq and is a predicted model, not a curated record. Lineage: Eukaryota; Metazoa; Chordata; Mammalia; Primates; Tarsiidae. The coding region runs from base 94 to 2646 and encodes 850 amino acids. The transcript has 10 exons. Gene Ontology annotation, cellular component: cytoplasm; nucleus.